Molecule: messenger RNA, 566 nt
Organism: Soboliphyme baturini
Lineage: Eukaryota; Metazoa; Nematoda; Enoplea; Dioctophymatida; Soboliphymatidae
Source: the annotation of a GenBank genome assembly
AUGGAAGUGACGAGUUUGUUCCUCAUGACAUGUGACCUCGGGGAUUCGACAACAAAAGAACAAAAACGGUACAUGACGAUAAAUGACGAGUCAGACAAAACCUACAGAGGCGCUAGUGAAGAACUGAUGAGGUUCAAAACGUUCGUGUCGAACCUACAUAAAAUCAGAGACCACAACGACCGUGCCGAAAAGGGUAUGGAAACGUUUACGAUGCGCAUGAACCAGUUCGGCGACUGGGUUAGUAUACACAUAAUUUUUGCUAGUACCGGUCAUCUACUAACCGAAGGGUUGCUUCUUGAGAAACACAAGGAGUUCCUCGCCAGGAUGAACGGAUACAAGCGGCUCCUUGGCGACGAAACUCAUCGCCCUCACAAACAUAUGUUCUUAUCACCUCUCAAUGUCCAGAUUCCCGAGAGCAUCGAUUGGCGAGAGAAGGGCUUCGUGACACCGGUGAAGGACCAAAGUCAUUGCGGAUCCUGUUGGGCUUUCAGCGCGGUAAGACAGCUUCUGUAUUGCUCAACAUAUUUCAGUGGGUGUGCUCAGGUUAACUCUGAUUUACCAUGAAC